CAGCUUUCCGCUCGAUCGCAGUACUUUCUCUGUGCAACGGAACGGGAGCUUUUCGAAUGCCGGUCGAGGAGGAGGUAUACCGAGACUGCGAAUCAUGACUUCUGACACGGAAAGUCUGCUGUGUACACGUAAGAACUGUGGCCGGACAUUCAAGAACAGGUACAACUUGAAAGAGCACCUGUUGCGGCACGAUGGAGUGAAAGCAUUCUCGUGCACCGCGUGCUCGAAAAGUUUCGUUUCGAAAGGUUCGCUGAAAAUUCAUGAGCGGAUUCACAGUGGAGAGAAAUCAUUCUCCUGCCCCGAAUGUCCCGCGAAAUUCGCAUCGAGUAUACAGUUGAAGUUGCAUUUUCGCGCUCACUCUGGGGAGACGCCUUACUCCUGUCGGGAAUGCUCAGCUGCUUUCAAAUCGAAGUCUCAUUUGAACCGACACUUGCGUCGUCACACCGGCGAGAGACCUUACAGCUGUGGAAAGUGUGGAAAAGCAUUCAUCGAGAGGGGAAACCUCACCGAGCAUGAGAGGACCCACACCGGCGAGAAGCCCCACAUCUGUUACGAGUGCGGCAAAGGAUUCGCGCAACAAAGUGCUCUCUACACCCAUAGGAGGACUCAUACAGGCGAAGAGCCUUACAUCUGCGAGGAUUGUGGGAAAAAAUUCAUGCAUCAAUAUUCUUUCGUUCGCCACAGAAGAAUACACACCGGCGAAAAGCCUUAUACGUGUGAGCUCUGUGAGAGGAAAUUCGCCUAUUCGAAUCACCUUGCCGAUCAUAAGAGAUCACAUACCGGCGAGAAGCCCCACGCUUGUGAGGAUUGUGGGAAGAAAUUCGGUAGCAGGUCUCAUUAUGUCGCCCACAGAAGAAUUCACACCGGUGAAAAACGUUACGGAUGCGAAGAGUGCGGGAAGAGAUUCGUUCAUAUAAGUAGUUUUCACAGACAUAGGAUGAUACAUACUGGCGAGAGGCCGUUCAGCUGUGAUGAGUGCGGCAAAGACUUCGCUCAGAGAUCUCAUUUCAAGGUCCACGAAAGAACCCACACCGGUGAAAAACCUUACAGUUGUGGGGAAUGUGGAGAAAAAUUCGCUUAUCAGAGAUCUGUAUACAUACACGAGAGGACGCAUGCUGGCGAGAAGCCCUGAAGCUGUGAGGCGCGUGAGGGAGCAUUUUUCCGGAAGAACCAUCUUGUGGCUCAUCUGACAAAAAUACAUGACUGCUCACAUGGGCUGCGAUUGUGAAAAACGCGUAGGAGGUAUUCGUCGCCUGAAUACGUCUCGGAAUCUGAAGGGGACCGCUCGGCGGAGAUAAAUCGUCUUGAUUGAGACAUAGUGAUGAUUGUCUAGAUUCGGGGGUGCCGAUUGUGAUGAACGUAUCCAACGAAUUCGUAGGACAAAAAAAUCACCUGAAUUUAUUUACAAGAUAAUUUUAAGGAGUCAGAAAGGGUAAUCAUGCGUUCUGACACAUUGACACAUUGCGAAUAUCGCCAGGAACGAUAAAUCACGGAUAUCGUCGAGUUCAGUAUUUCUCAACCCACCUCCUUCAUCGAGUGAAGUAUGUAUAUGGAGUUCGUGUCUGUUCUCCUCCGUUGUGCUUCCGCUAAAUGUGGUUACAGAUACUGCAGUUAGGUAAGAUCUAUCAUAUAAUAAAUUCUCG
This is a messenger RNA of Galendromus occidentalis (western predatory mite), 1643 nucleotides long. Its product is annotated as gastrula zinc finger protein XlCGF17.1. The record is from RefSeq and is a predicted model, not a curated record. The transcript has a single exon. Gene Ontology annotation, molecular function: DNA-binding transcription factor activity; RNA polymerase II cis-regulatory region sequence-specific DNA binding. Gene Ontology annotation, biological process: regulation of transcription by RNA polymerase II. Bases 95 to 1132 code for a protein of 345 amino acids. Lineage: Eukaryota; Metazoa; Arthropoda; Arachnida; Mesostigmata; Phytoseiidae.